This is a messenger RNA of Didymodactylos carnosus, 558 nucleotides long. The record is from the annotation of a GenBank genome assembly. NCBI's taxonomy places the organism in Eukaryota, Metazoa, Rotifera, Eurotatoria, Philodinida, Philodinidae.
AUGACUGUAUUGUCCACGGGAAACACGAAAACUGUAGAGAAUUUUUUGACCGAGCAAAAUCGAGGAGCAAAUCCAUUGACGAAUUCAUCGCGUACAGUUUUGCUUAUGGAUGCUACAGAUUCCAUGUCAAGUUUGUUAUCGGCAGCUAAAGAAACGGUUUGUAUAAUGUUUGAGCGUGCUUCAGCUGUUUUAGAGGGAAAAGGGCUGUCCGGUGAUGCAUUUCAGAUGCAAUUUGCUGUAUAUCGAAAUUAUAAUUCUAAAGAAAACAAGCUUUUGGAGGUUUCUCCUUGGAAUACAAAAGCUAAUAAUUUAAGAGCAUUUAUGAACACAAUUAGCCCGGAAGGCGGAUGGAGUAAUGAGGCUACUGAAAUAGGCUUAUGGCAUGCGAUCAAAGAAAGUGAACUGCAAGACUCAGUUUCUCAAGUAAUUUUAAUAGUAGAUGCACCAGCAAAUACCCAAGAAGAGGUUAAUGUGAAACGAGCAGAUUUGGUGGAGCAUAUUGGAAGAACACUAGAUUUGAUAAGCCAACCUACUAUUCAGGUGAGUUGCAAAAGUUAA